Ochotona princeps (American pika) is the source of this 1929-nucleotide messenger RNA. RefSeq names its product carbohydrate sulfotransferase 3 (gene CHST3). The transcript has 3 exons. Lineage: Eukaryota; Metazoa; Chordata; Mammalia; Lagomorpha; Ochotonidae. The record is from RefSeq and is a predicted model, not a curated record. Gene Ontology annotation, biological process: N-acetylglucosamine metabolic process; carbohydrate metabolic process. Gene Ontology annotation, cellular component: Golgi membrane. The coding region runs from base 406 to 1821 and encodes 471 amino acids. Gene Ontology annotation, molecular function: N-acetylglucosamine 6-O-sulfotransferase activity; chondroitin 6-sulfotransferase activity.
AGGAGGAAGGCUCUCGGGCGCCUUGGACGUGGUUCAGGAAUCCGCCGCUACCGCCGCCGUGGGCCGGAGCCGGAGGGCUCGGGGCAGGACCACUCGCUCGCCCGCUUGCUGCGCGGAACGGCGCCCGCCUGGCGCCGCUUCCCGCCGGGCUUGCGGACCGGCCCUCGUUCGCAGCCCGCCGUCGCCCUCUGCGGGGAGGCGCAGGACCCCGGCGCUGCGGGCUCGGGGCCCCUCCGGCUGCGAUCUUCCGAGAGAACGGCGAAGGUGUGAGCGGAUGCUGCCCGCCCCGGACCGCAGCCACGGAGACACGGAUCCGCCCGCGCCAGAGGCGGCGGGACAGCCGCGGAUGAGGGUGUCCCCCACCUGAAGACCCAGAGCUGAGCAGCUGUGGCUCACUGGAAGCUCAUGGAGACGGUCCUGGCCUUGCCCCAGGAGCGCCGGGACUUCGUGCACAGCCUGAGGAUGAGGAGCAGAUAUGCCUUGUUUCUCGCAUUUGUGGUGGUGGUGUUUGUCUUCAUCGAGAAGGAGAAUAAGAUCAUAUCCAGGGUCUCGGACAAGCUGAGGCAGAUCCCGCAGGCCCUGGCAGAGGCCAACAGCACCAACCCGGAGCUGCUCUUGGCGGAAAACGCGUCCCUGGUGUCUUUGAGCGAGCUCGAUUCCGCCUUCUCACAGAUUCGGAGCCGCCUGCAUAACCUCAGCCUACAACUGGGUGUGGAGCAGGCUGGGGAGGCCGAGGCGCACGCUGACCAGGUGCCACUCCUGCCGGCUGGGGCGGGGCCGCGGCGCCACGUGCUGCUCAUGGCCACCACGCGCACGGGCUCGUCGUUCGUGGGCGAGUUCUUCAACCAGCAAGGCAAUAUCUUCUACCUCUUCGAGCCACUGUGGCACAUCGAGCGCACUGUGGCCUUCGAGCCUGGAGGUGCCAACGCGGCGGGCUCAGCACUCGUGUACCGCGACGUGCUCCAGCAGCUGUUCCUGUGCGACCUCUACGUGCUGGAGCCCUUCAUCACGCCUCUGCCAGAGGACCACAUGACUGACUCCAUGUUCCGCCGUGGCUCCAGCCGCUCGCUGUGCGAGGAACCUGUGUGCACGCCCUUGGUCAAGAAGGCCUUUGAGAAGUACCACUGCAAGAACCGCCGCUGCGGCCCGCUUAACGUGACCCUGGCCGCCGAGGCCUGCCGUCGCAAGCAGCACAUGGCCCUCAAGGCCGUGCGCAUCCGCCAGCUCGAGUUCCUGCAGCCGCUGGCGGAGGAUCCCAGGCUGGACCUGCGCGUCAUCCAGCUGGUGCGCGACCCACGGGCCGUGAUGGCCUCGCGUAUGGUGGCCUUCGCAGGCAAGUAUGAGACUUGGAAUAAGUGGUUAGCGGCGGGUCAGGACCAGCUGCACGAGGAGGAGGUGCAGCGGCUUCGGGGCAACUGUGAGAGCAUCCGCCUAUCGGCAGAGCUGGGCCUACAGCAGCCUGCGUGGCUGCGCGGCCGUUAUAUGCUUGUGCGCUACGAGGAUGUGGCGCGUAGCCCGCUGCAGAAGGCACGCGAGAUGUACCGCUUCGCCGGCAUCCCCCUGACGCCGCAGGUGGAGGACUGGAUCCAGAAGAACACACAGGUGGCGCACGGCAGCGGCAUCUACUCCACGCAGAGAAACUCCUCGGAGCAGUUCAACAAGUGGCGCUUCAGCAUGCCCUUUAAGCUGGCGCAGGUGGUGCAGACCGCCUGCGAACCCGCCAUGCGCCUCUUCGGCUACAAGCUGGCCCCUGAUGCCGCCGCGCUGGCCAACCGCUCCGUUAGCCUGCUGGAGGACCGGGGUACCUUCUGGGUCACGUAGGGAGGGGCGGCACCUGGGGCGCCAAAGACGCCUUCUGGUGGUAAGGCCCACCUUGCCUUUCUGCACAUACAGACCGAGGGUGAGCCGCAGCUCUGGCUCCAGGUGUGG